Molecule: messenger RNA, 5809 nt
Organism: Phymastichus coffea
Lineage: Eukaryota; Metazoa; Arthropoda; Insecta; Hymenoptera; Eulophidae
Gene: FoxK
Product: forkhead box protein K1
Exons: 6
Coding region: 1334-2956 (540 amino acids)
Biological process (GO): regulation of transcription by RNA polymerase II
Molecular function (GO): RNA polymerase II cis-regulatory region sequence-specific DNA binding; protein binding; DNA-binding transcription factor activity, RNA polymerase II-specific
Source: RefSeq, a predicted model, not a curated record
AUAAAAGAAAAACAUGUGCAGAGAGAGAUAUACGAAUGUGACCUAUCACAUAUCUGCUUCAAAAAUUCGAGCACGAAAUAAACAAAACGUUCGACGCGCGCACCUUGCUCUCUCGGCCUAUUUUGUAGUGUGUGUAUGUACACAGUAGUUAUGUAAGGUGUGGAACGUAAACAUCCAUCAUAUCAGUAUGGAAUGAUUCAAAAGCUGCCGUCGGUGAUACGAUGUGCGCGCGGCGCGAGAGUAAGAUUUUGCGGCAUCAUUUUCUGCCCAAUCAGACACAAUUGACGUCACGGAAAUAAAAAAAAUAAAAUAAGCGUAGCAGCCAACACAACACGCGCGCAUACACCAGUCGCACCGACGUAAACAAGAAAUAAGUAGCAUCUUGGAUCAUCGGUGUUACAUGUAUGUAGGCACAUAGCAUAUGUAUACAUGUGUAUUACAUAUGUAUCACGCACACGUCGGCAAAGUGAGAGUGUGACACGGUGUUAUAUACGUGAGAGCACGCGUGGCGAACGUCCUCUACUUCCGCUCCCCUUUGAAGUUGAGGUGCGGGCAACAAAGGCUUGAUAAAUAAAACGCUAGUCGUUACCGUCGCUGCCGUCGUCGUCGUCCUCGCGCGGUGUUCACUCAUGUAUAAGUGUGUAUUCGUGCAGGUGGUGUGAUAGUGUGUGCAUUUGUUAGGUUCGUCGUGACGGUAAUAUCUUCUAUCAGUAAGGCAAACGUGUAUAUAUAUGUGUGGGUAUAUAUAUAUAUAUAUAUAUAUAUAUGCACAUAUAAUACAUACUGCACACAUCGACGAGCAAUACAACAUAUCAGCAUGAAGAGCGAGAUGCAGGAGAAGCAACAGCAGCGCCGAUAACCAAGAAGUUCGACAUAACCUUUAAAGCUGCGGCAGCAGCGCGAAUGUUGAGUGUGCUUAUGGUGUAUUGCUCUCACUCUUGCGCUGCUCUCUCGACGGAGUGUAUAAACAAGUUGGUCGAGAGAGAGAGAAAGAAAGAUAGGUAGCCGACAAGCGAAGUUGCGUGUAAAAGAGAAGCUGUCACGUGGUAGCCACCCACGUUCUCUCUUGGAUCUCCGUCUACGUCGUCGUCGUCGUCGUCGUCCUCGUCGUCGUCGUCGUCGUCGUCGUCGUCGUCGUCGUCGUCGAACAUUUGGUGUAUAGGUAAACAUACGAGUCUCUCGCGCGCGAAAGACAGAGAUAGACGCAUACGAGGAAACAGUGUGUUGCUACUCUUCGCGGGUUGGCUUUUUGAUAUAAACGCGACCGUUGCGUGUGCAGAGUGAGUGAGCGAACAAGAAGAAGAGGAAUAGAGAGAGAAGAGAAGAGAGGAACAUGUCCGCCUACACGAGGACGCAGGAAAGCGACGCCUGGGCACUUCUUGCCCUUAAGUCCGCGCCGACAAGCCCAUCCAAGAUGCAAUGGAAUCUGGAGGCAAAAGGUGCACCUAUAGCCAGACUUGAGGGACGUGAGUUUGAAUAUAUGGUGAGGCAACGUCGUAUCACCAUUGGCCGAAAUAGUAGUAAGGGUGAGGUCGACGUCAACAUGGGACAUUCGAGCUUCAUAUCCAGGAAACACCUGGAGAUACAUUACGAUCAUCCUUACUUCUUCAUGACUUGCAACGGUAAGAAUGGGGUGUUCGUCGAUGGGGUCUUUCAACGCAAAGGCGCCGCUGUCUUUCAACUACCAAAGACGUGCACAUUCAGAUUUCCCAGUACAAACAUAAGGCUCGUGUUUCAAUCACUGGUUGAUGAGCAGGAACAUAGCAAUGUGAGAGUGGCAUCACCACCAAAGCAAAGAACUGCACUGCCACCUUUACGUAUCAAUAUACCAGCAGAUACUGGUUAUAGCAGUCCUUUCCCAUCGCCAACUGGAACAAUAAGUGCUGCAAACUCUUGCCCUGCAAGUCCAAAUCGUUCUCAUCAUGGCAAAAGAAACAUAUCUGCUGACCUGCAGAUGGUUGCUGUCUAUGCUGCUCAGGUUGCUAAUGACCCACAAAAUUCAACGAUAGAGAGGCACGAACUGACACAGAACUCAAACAGACCAAUGAGUCCUGAACCUGGGACAGAAGCUCGCCCACCAAAGGAUGACUCGAAACCGCCGUACUCAUACGCUCAGCUUAUAGUCCAAGCGAUAGCAUCAGCCCAGGACAAACAACUGACACUGUCGGGUAUUUACUCGUACAUAACAAAGAAUUAUCCGUACUACAGAACGGCGGACAAGGGCUGGCAGAAUUCAAUAAGACAUAAUCUGUCGCUGAAUCGUUAUUUCAUCAAGGUGCCGCGCAGUCAAGAGGAACCUGGUAAAGGUUCAUUUUGGAGGAUAGAUCCACAAUCCGAAGCCAAACUCAUUGAACAAGCGUUCCGGCGUAGACGGCAAAGGGGUGUACCUUGCUUCAGAGCACCUUUUGGACUUUCUUCGAGAAGUGCGCCAGCGUCUCCGUCACACGUCGGUAUUAGCGGCCUGAUGACACCAGAGUGCCUGAGUCGCGAAGGUUCACCAGGUCCCGAGUCGUAUCCAGAUAGUUCGGUGCCAUCGCCGGCUGGUCAACUUAAUAGUCAAUCAGCGCCAGGCUCUCCUGGACAGCAUCAGUAUGCACCACCGCCCCCUGCGACACAUAAGCCAUCAUCGAGGCUCAUGCAGCAGAUUACAGUGGUUACUAAUGGCGUUGGCCUGGACGCCAACAGUAGAGAUGACAAAUACUUGCUACCUAGCAACGUAUUAGAGGAAAACGCUUUAUCACCAGCUGGUCAAUACAGUCCAGCUCCUGUUAUUGUACAAACAAGUUAUAAUUAUAGCGGAAGCUAUAUGAGUCCUGACGCAGGCGUUGGGUUGAGUAAGCGAGCCCACGAAGAGCAGCCGGACAGUUCGCCGGGUUCGCCAGCACCUUUGGCCAUAGUUGAAAGUCCGGAGCCAGUCGACAAACGCCUACGUCUUAAUGACAGCAACGAUCACUGAACUACAUACAUACACACAUCUCUCAACUUACCAAUCUUUUUCUUUUGUUUUACUUUCCCCUCCACGUAGGACAAAAACAAAACAAAGAAAAGUCCCAUAAGCUACUAUCUUCUACUCUGUCGCCUCAUUCACGUUUAUGUAUUCAUCGUUCGUGUGUUGUAUAUUCUUGCAAAAAAAAAGCUUUUUUUCUCACGCGGAGCGACAUACACGUACACACACGUAUAUAUACGUAUAUAUACGUAUAUAUGUGUAUUGAUUAACGUGGCUUUGUAAAAGUCUGCGUUAUACGUCAACUUUUUAUCAAGCUGUUUCAAAUUUCUUUUUUCUCUUUUCGGUAUAUUUUUAUUUUGAAAGAGGAAUGAAAUUGAUAAUAAAUAAGAAGCGAUAAAGCAGCUGGAAAUAUUUCGAGAUAUACCAUUUUUUUUAUUUUUACUUCGUUUUACUACUAUUACUAUAUUUCGUUUUUUUUUCUUUGCUUAACAAAACGGUGCGAGUAUUCGUAGCAAAAACUUCGAUUUUCUUUUAAAAAGAGACGAUGAACGAUCUUUUUAUUUCGACUGAUUGACAGUCUUUAUUAUUCCGCUAAAAUACUCUCGUUAUGUGCCUGCCUAAGUGAGACAGUCAGGAUAAAACAUGUAUGUACUAAUAAGUGCGAGAGUGUGAGUGUGUUAGAAUUGUUGUUUAUGUAUUAUUUUCAACAAAAAAAAAUAAUAAAAAAAAAGAGAUCUAUAUUAUUACAUUACGCGGCCGUCUAUGUAUUCGACGCCAAGUAUUAUUACUUGAAAAGACAACAAACUUAGACGCAUAAACGAAGUGUAUGUUUUAAGGCAAUAAGUGUAAAAAACGCGGCUAUGUUUCUCUGACACACACACACCCCCACCCACCCACCCACCCACCCACCCCCACACACACACACACACACACACACACACACACACACACACACACACACACACAACUGGCACAGUUGCUCUCCGAUUAACGUAUACUUUUAAAAACGACGAUGAUAGAAUAAAAAUUGUUUCGCUUUUUCAUUGGGAAAAGGGUAUAUAUAAUUAAAAAAAAUUCGACUUUGCUCAGCAAGUAUAGGAAAAAAAUGCGUGAUAUGAGUAUGACGAAUAAAAGAAAACAAAUGAAAAGUGAUACUAUUAAAUGGUGUUUCUUUUUAAGUUUAUCAAACAUUACUUAGGAUCUUUCCUGAUCUUGAGUUUCACACCAAAGUUUCCUCCGAAAUCUCUGUCUCUAUAAGAACAAAUUUACGCACGCCAAUUGUAUUCUCAACGGUGUAUUUAAAAAUAGGAUUGCAUUAUUCAGUGGAUUGAUUCCUAAUAACAAUAUUAAUGUUCUUUGUCUAAGUAGAUUAAUGACAGACGACAAUGAAAGUUUAUUCAAACAAAAAACUAAAAGGAAAAAAUAUUAUGUACUUUGCGUUUUUUUCCAAAUAGCUUAAGUACAAAUUUUCAAAAUUCAAUGAAUUGAAGAGACGAAAGACUUGUUGAUUAAUUUUGAACAAUUUUUUAAACAUAAAAAAAUCGAAAAGAAAGAAAGCUCUUAAAAACAGUUUUGUUUCCAAAGCUUUUAAUGAUUGCAUGUUAUCCGCCGUCAACGCUGUUGUUAUUACGAAUAUUUUUAGAAUAUUAGCCAUUUGUAAACAAUAGAUUUGUUUGUAUAAGAUUUCGAAAGAAAAGUAAAGAGUUAUUCACAUUGUUUGAUGACGAGAAAAGAAAUGAACGGUGUUAGUAAGUAACGGAGGCAAAAAAAGAUAAUUUAAUAGACGAGAAGUGACGUAUAUGAUGAUAUUUCAGAAAAGAAGAGAAAACAGAAUUAUGUAACGCUGAGCGAUCUCUAUUUUUUUCACAAAAGAGCAAGAAAGCAAGAGAGAAAGAGAGGGGUGAGCGACGAUUAAAAAGAAGAAAAUAAAAGCGAAUGAUCGAUAUAAAGACAAAAAAUGCAUUGUGUAAUAGUGACAUUAUUAUUAUCCAAGUGUGUAGUUAAUGACGUUUUUCUUUUUUUUUUAGUUUAGUGCGGAAAAAUGUAAAUAACAAAAUUUUACUUAGACAAAUUAAUUGUUCUUUUUUCCUUUGUUGAUAGAUUCUUUUUAAACGCUGCGGACAUUUGUAAAAUUAAUGGAUAUAAUACAAACGAGAAAACAAACAAAACUUACAGUCUUAUCGCGACUGAUAUUUAAGUAGUUAUAUAUAUAAAUAUAUUUAAAAAAAUAAAACACAAGACAAAUAUAACCGUUCUAUUCGAAAACAAAAAGUAAAAAAAAGGACAAGAAGCUAGUGUCUAUAGCACAGCGAGUAUUAACGCGAAGUACUUUGUGGAAUGAGAAUUAUUUUUGCGAUGAGCGUGAAAAUCCGAUAAUAAUUGUGAGCGUACAAUAAAGUCGGUUAAACGUUGUCAAAAAAAUGGAUAAAAAAGAUACAAAAAAAGAGGUAAAUAAAUAAUGCAAUAGUAUUUGGCUAUUUUACAAGAAACAAAAAAUCACAUGAACACAAACAAGACAAACAAAUAAAAUAAAUAAGCUUUGUUAUUUUGUAAAAGAAAAGACUCUUUGAAAGAGAAUUACGCGUCUAUGUAUAUCUUGAUUGUGAGCAAACAAAAAAAAACUUAAUGAUAAUGAAGAUAAAAAACACUAGAUUAGAGGUGAUCAUAGAGAGCUCGAUAAUUUAUAUAUAGAAUAUAGGAAGUGAAUUUUUUCGAAAAAAAAACGAAUCGUGUCUCGCCUGCGUUCCGAAUAUUAUCACUCUCUUCUAUGCAUUUUUUUCUUCGUUCUACUUUUCACCCUUGCACCUUUUAGUAAGAGAAAGAGAAAAAAAAGUCACGUACUUCUCGCUAAUAAAAUUUAUC